AUGGGUAUGGUGCAAAAACAAGGAAACUGGGCUGCGUAUGAAAUCAAGCGAAGAGACGUCGAACACCGCUCCGAAGGCAAGAGGCGGAAGUGGUUUUUGCAUCAAAUCAUGAGCGGUGACGAAAAAUGGAUCCACACCCGACAACCCGAAGCAAAAAAUGGAUCCACACCAACUUCGCGAUGUCAGCCCAGCCAUGCAUCAACUUUAACGGUCAAACCGAAUAUUUAUGGCAAGAAGCUAAUGCUGUGGAUCUAG
Messenger RNA from Necator americanus (New World hookworm), 255 nucleotides. RefSeq lists its product as uncharacterized. The record is from RefSeq and is a predicted model, not a curated record. The transcript has a single exon. The coding region runs from base 1 to 255 and encodes 84 amino acids. Gene Ontology annotation, molecular function: nucleic acid binding. NCBI's taxonomy places the organism in Eukaryota, Metazoa, Nematoda, Chromadorea, Rhabditida, Ancylostomatidae.